Molecule: messenger RNA, 693 nt
Organism: Miscanthus lutarioriparius
Lineage: Eukaryota; Viridiplantae; Streptophyta; Magnoliopsida; Poales; Poaceae
Source: the annotation of a GenBank genome assembly
AUGGCGCUCAAGGAGGAGCCGGAGGGCAGCCGCAGCGGCUUCGCCGGCGGCGGGCCGAGCUGGGACCCCGGGCUGGAGAUCCAAGUCCCCUUCGAGCAAAGACCGGUGAACGAGUACUCUGCUCUCAAGGAUAGCACCCUCUACUCGUGGGCGGAGCUGAGACCAGGCUCCUUCUUCCUGCGGCUCGGCGGCCUGUGCCUGGUGACCUUCACUGUACUCGCGGCUCCAAUUGCAGCCGCAAGCUUCAAUCCAGGGAAGGAUCCACUCAAGUUUGUGCUAGCAGCUGGGAUCGGGACGCUGCUUCUGGUGUCAUUGGUGGUUCUCAGGAUCUAUCUGGUGUUGGCUCGUGACAGGCUCUUGGGAUCUUACAAGGUAAAGCCGGUGAUCAACCUGCUGAAGCAGACGCUGGUGGGCACCGGCGCGCUGCUCGUCGGCGCCGUGUCGCUCUUCGCCUUUGCCGCGCCCGUCGAGGACUUCCUCCACGCCCUGAACCAGCCUCCCUCCGCCGCGUCGUCCAAGCCAAGCUUGAGGAAGGAGGAGCUGCUGCGGCUACCUGUGGAGGUGAUGCAGGACGACGACCUCGCCGCGGCCGCGGCGGAGGCCGCCGACGGACGGCCGGUCUACUGCAGGGACCGCUACUACCGGGCGCUCGCCGGCGGGCAGUACUGCAAGUGGGACGACCUGCUCAACUGA